UCUUUCCUGAACAGAGAGAUGAAAUCAGCAGAGAAACUCAUCCUCUUUUGUUUUCUGUUUGAAGCUGUUUUGUGUGGAGAUUUCUCCGUCACGCUCCCAGAGAGUGUAGAAGCUGUGAGAGGACUCUGUGUUCUCAUCCCCUGCAGUUUUGAGAUUAAUGGAGGCUAUGAUGCAGAACUCCAGGGAGAUCCUACAGGAAUCUGGUUUAAAGAUGGCACUGAUCGUAACAAUAGCAAGGUCUUUAACUCGAAAGUAACUAAAGAGAACAAUAUUAAAGGGAAACUAAUCGGAGACCUCCGCAUGAAGAACUGCACCAACGUCUUCUACAACAUCAGACAGAGGGACAGAGGAGAAUAUUACUUUAGAAUAGAAGCUUCAGGAGACCUGAAAUACACUUACACUUCUCCAUCAGUAUCUCUAAGAGUGGGAGACUCUCCAAUCAAUCCCUCAAUAACACUGUAUAAGGAGGAUCAGGGGGAGGUGGAGGACCAAAAUGAGGUGGUGGAGGGAACUUCAGUGAGUCUCGUUUGCUCUGCUCCAGCUCCUCCAUGUCUCUUAAAGCCACCCACUUUUAGCUGGAACUUCCUGCCUGAGGAGAGAAGACAGGAGCAGAACCACAACACCAGCUUCAGCUCCUCUCAGCUGACCUUCAGAGCUACUCACCUGCAUCAUGGACUUGAUUUCACCUGCACUGCCACCUACCAGCUCCAGAACAACAACAAAUCAGCACACAGCUCUCUCACUCUACAUGUUCUGUAUGGUCCUAGAAACACAUCAGUAUCAGCGUCUCCAUCUGUAGUGCUUUUGGGCAGUUCAGUGUCUCUGCAUUGCAGCAGUGAUGGAAACCCAGCAGUGCUGAACUACACCUGGUACAGAGAGAACAGAGCGCAGAUAGGAACCGGGAACCAUCUCACCAUCAACACCACUGAUUCUACACACAGGGGUUUAUACUACUGUAGAGCUCAAAACCAGCACGGAGAUCACAGAUCAUCUGUGUACCUGGAUGUUCAGUGUGAGUACUUGCCUCUCAUACUUUUAGAGUUCAGCAUAAAAAAGAGCCUUCAUUUCAGGAACAAGUGA
This is a messenger RNA of Neoarius graeffei (lesser salmon catfish), 1080 nucleotides long. RefSeq names its product sialic acid-binding Ig-like lectin 7. Lineage: Eukaryota; Metazoa; Chordata; Actinopteri; Siluriformes; Ariidae. The record is from RefSeq and is a predicted model, not a curated record.